AUGUCACAGGUGCUAGCUCCGGAGGUUAUAGAGAACCCAGACGGGUCGAAGCAGGUUAUUUCGUACAGAGAGGAGGACGGGGAGAAGUACAAGAUCACGCAGAAGAUCAGGGAAAUCAGAGUCACGGAGAAGGUUAUCAAGUCUGUUGCUGACCGGAAGAAGUGGACGAAAUACGGGCUGGAGGCCGGUUCCCCCGCGGGGCCCAACGACUCGACCACGCAACUCGGAGAAGAGGUUGCGCUGAGCCUGAGCAGGAACUGGAAGCAGAAGGAGCAAGAGCGUACGCAGCAGUCGAAGAUCACGUCCUCGAAGAUGAUCACGUGUAGACUGUGUGGGAACGACCAUUACACCAUGAGUUGUCCAUUCAAGAGCAUACUGAACGAGAUUUCCGCACUGGAGGACCCUGCUGCAGCGGCGGAGGGCGAAGGUGUGAGCGACAUGGCGCACGUCGCAGAGAUGGGCGCCACGGGCGCUGGCAUGGGCCCAGGUGGGCGCUCGUACGUGCCACCAUCGCGCCGUGCCGGUGCCAGUGAUCCAUCCUCGGAUGCGUACAGGGACUCCAGGGAACGUGACGACAGUUGCACUUUGAAGAUCCUGCAAUUGAACGAGAACGCGGACGAGAACACGCUGAGAGAGGAGCUUCUGUUCCCCUUUGCGCCGAUCCAGAGAGUCGUCGUCGUCAGAAACAGGGAAACGGGCAGGUCCAGAGGGCUUGCCUUCGUCACUUUCUCCAGCGAACAACUGGCAGAGAAGGCAUUGCAAUUCUUGGACGGUAGAGGUUUCAUGAACUUGAUCUUGAAAGUAGAAUGGUCCAAACCAAAACCACCAAAGGAGGAAUAA
Huiozyma naganishii CBS 8797 is the source of this 840-nucleotide messenger RNA. RefSeq names its product translation initiation factor eIF3 core subunit g (gene TIF35). Lineage: Eukaryota; Fungi; Ascomycota; Saccharomycetes; Saccharomycetales; Saccharomycetaceae. The transcript has a single exon. Gene Ontology annotation, molecular function: RNA binding; translation initiation factor activity. Gene Ontology annotation, cellular component: cytoplasm; eukaryotic translation initiation factor 3 complex. The record is from RefSeq and is a predicted model, not a curated record. Bases 1 to 840 code for a protein of 279 amino acids.